UCAACUUGGUGGGAUCACGAUUCCUUGCGCUCAGGAUCAUUUUCUGGGUCUAACUUCUCGAUUAAACAGACCCAUAAGCUCAAAAUGAAAGAAGGACUGGAGGUGAUGGGUUCUUUUAUAUCAAGAACUCUUCUAAUGGCUUUUGGGUAUGUUUAUCCUGCUUAUGAGUGCUACAAGAUUGUGGAGAGGAGUUCAUUAGAGAUAUUCCAACUUCUGUUUUGGUGCCAUUAUUGGAUUAUAGUUGCUUUGCUUACAGUGUUUGAGAGAAUGGGAGACCCUUUGAUUUCAUGGCUGCCACUGUACAAUGAAGCAAAGCUAGCAUUCUUUAUAUAUCUUUGGCAUCCUAAAACAAAAGGAACAGCAUGUAUGUUUCGUUUCGUUCUCCGUCCAUUCAUAGCGAAACACGAAGCAGAAAUCGAUCACUACCUGUUUGAACUAAGGCUCAAGGCAGCAGAAGUUGCAGCCUUGUUUUGGCAUAAAACAACAAGUUGCAGCCAAACGACGAUAAUCGACCUGCUGCAUAACAUUUCAUCCCUGCCCGCAUCACAGACUCGUAGUAAAAAGAAUCACAAGAAGGAUGAAACUGAAUUAGCAGCAAAGGCAACAGAACCUGUGUCAACAAUGGAAAAUAGAGUUACAGAUGAUGCAGAGAAGAAUCACAAGAAGGAUGAAACUGAAUUAGCAGCAAAGGCAACAGAACCUGUGUCAACAAUGGAAAAUAGAGUUACAGAUGAUGCAGAGAAGGUAAGUUCUGAUGAACAAUCGUCGAAACCGAAAUGUCAAAAAUGGCGGUUUUCUGACCUGUUUUGUGCCAAGUAAGUCUCAGGCUGCUGUAAUAUUGACAUAUCCUGGGUUGGAUCAAAUAAAGAGCGGAGAUUUAGAGCUCUGGUUUUUGAAGGAGAUUAUUGAUGCUCGUAUUGAUGUUUUUUAAUAUACUAAACACUGAUUUAUUUCAUGAUUGUAUUAUUUCUGUGUAUAUAGAAGUGCAUGAUAUUGGGUAUAUUAUAAGCUUUUUAAUGAGAUAUAUUAUAUUGUUGGGA
Messenger RNA from Momordica charantia (bitter melon), 1040 nucleotides. Its product is annotated as putative HVA22-like protein g. The record is from RefSeq and is a predicted model, not a curated record. NCBI's taxonomy places the organism in Eukaryota, Viridiplantae, Streptophyta, Magnoliopsida, Cucurbitales, Cucurbitaceae.